This is a messenger RNA of Plasmodium vivax (malaria parasite P. vivax), 4182 nucleotides long. RefSeq lists its product as hypothetical. Gene Ontology annotation, biological process: translation. The transcript is spliced from 6 exons. The record is from RefSeq and is a predicted model, not a curated record. Gene Ontology annotation, molecular function: structural constituent of ribosome; mRNA binding. NCBI's taxonomy places the organism in Eukaryota, Apicomplexa, Aconoidasida, Haemosporida, Plasmodiidae. The coding region runs from base 319 to 3807 and encodes 1162 amino acids.
CCCUCCCACGCUUCACUUGAAAGCGCGCAAUGUUGCUUAUACCCCUGCGAGUUUGCAGAUGCUUUGGCGAGAAAUUUCCAAAGUUCGCAAAAUUGCGCUAAAAAAAAAAUCGCACAAGUGUAUGCAUAUGUAACAUAUGUUUAUGUGCAGGAUGUACAGCUGAGCUCCCGCGCGCACAUUAAAGUGCCACUCCCAGGGAGAUUUUACCCUACUUACCUUCGUACCGCUUAAAAUGGCAUUUUAGGGGAACUGCAAAAGCGAAGAAGCGAUAGUUUGCGCUUUUGGUUUAGGCCGACCCGUCCUCGUAAAAAUGCCACAAUGAUUUUUACGAGAGUAUUCUUGCUUCUGGCAUUCCUGGUGUGCAGCGUAUCUACCUUCGUCAAGCACAACUUCCCCGUUGGCAACUAUAUAUACACGAAGACAGACCGGUUCAGGAAGAAAAGGAAAAAAAUCAACUACAGGCUGCGUAAGAGCAAAGAUGAAGACAUCGAGAGCUGCAUUCCGCACAUCUACAAGGACAUUGCGCCCUCCCUGAAGGGUCUAGCAGAUGAGGAAUACUCUUACAAACAACUGCUGCAUGCGUACUUCCCCGAAACGGCCGAAAGAGAAAUAGAAAAAAAAAAGGAAAAGGAGUUAAAACAAAAGAAUGAAGAGAGGGGGACGUGGAAAAGUAGCACGGAGAAGAAAGUUGCGAAGGAUGCUGAAAAGGACAUGGAAGAAAAGCUAAGACAAAAUGAUAUAAUAAAUUUUGAACAUAUAAGUAAAAUAAAUGAUCACAAGAAAAAAAAUAAAAUUUUGGACAUCGCAUAUGAUAGUAUUGAAGACUCCCUGAGAGAUAUUUACCUGCGCAUGAAGACAGGUGUAGCAGACGAGGAAGAAGACAAAAAGGAUUAUCUCGAAAUUGCGAAAAAGGAAAAGGACAUGCUGUACGAAAAGCUUAUAUGUGGGUAUUCCCCCCUGAAUAAUAGCAGCACGUUCGAUUUGUUCGGCGUUUUCUACGAUAGUAAGGACUAUGAGGACGGGGAAAAACUGUUGGCAGAGAUGGAAAAAAUGUUAAAUUUGGAGCCGCUUAAAAGUAACAGGGGGAACUUACUGCAAACGGUUGACGCGCUUUUAAAGAAGAACAAACUGCCCCCGCAUAUAAGAAAUUUUUUGGUCAAAUAUAGGCACCUUGCUGAGAAGGCUUCCGGCGCACGGGAAGAUAGAAUCGAAAAAGGUGCUCCUCCGGAAGGGGGCAAGGUCGCCCUCGAUACGCAGAGCGAACUGGAUUGUGCGCAGUCCCCCGGGGGGGAAAGCAAAAAUGAGGAGCUCCUCCAACGGGGCGAUCCGGGUGAGCAGGACGCACCAGACAAAUCGGACGAUCCAGACAAAGCAACCACCACUGGAGGGGAAAUAAAAAAAGAAGACUUCCUCAAGGACGUUAACAAAGUCAUUAUGACCUUGCACAACAAUUUGAAUAACGAAAAAUUAAUGAGGAGGGACCAAUACUUUGUCGACGAGCUGUACGACGCUUACAAGAAGCACCUGCGGAGUAUGCACGUGAAGCGAAACAAACUGGAGCCGCAGAAAAAUAAUUACGACUUUUUAACCUUUUUCCAUGAGCAUUACGAAGAGUACUAUUUUUUUAAGUACGGAAAUUUCGACUAUGAUUUUGAGGAAAGGGUGCAGAAGGUGAAGAGCAAGAUGGAGAGUGAAAAGGGUUUCACUAAGGAUGAGCACGCAGCUCAGUUGAGCCAACAGGGGGGGAGAAGGCCCCCAGUGGAGAAUCACCACGUCGGAGGAGAUAAACCAAGUGGUGUAGAUAUGCGAGUUGGAACUUCGUCUGACACUGCUCAAAGAAGGCAAAACGAGGAAAAAGCAGCUGCUGAAAGGGGGAAAAACCCAAACGAGCAGUGUUCCAUCCUGAAAGGCAUAAAGGAAAAUAAAAAACUGAGGAAGCACAUACUCAUGGAUAUAAUUCAGAAUUACCAAAAAAGGAUGUACGAUAUUUAUAAGCCAAAUAAUGUAAUCACGAACGCGUAUGGGUUUAAUAACUAUAUAGACAAUGAACAAUAUGAAAAGGAAAUUAACGCGUCAUUUAACAAAUAUAGCAUAAUGAACUACGACAGCAAGGAUGACUUAAAUAAGGUGGAGAAAUUAUAUGUAGGGAAAUUAAUUUUUGGGAAAAUUUUCAAAAUCGAAAAAACGUAUGCAUAUGUAGAUAUAAAUUACGCAUUUUACGCGGAAUUACACGAAGAUCAAAUGCCCUACAAUAUUAAGAACAUAAAAGAUGUAUUUAAAGUGAAUGACAAAUUGAUAUUUGAAAUUUAUAAAAUGUACCCAGAGAAAAUUUUACUGACGCUGAAAAAUAUUCAAAAGGUUAAUGACCUUAAUAAAAUUUUACAUUACAAAAUGCAGGACGUCCCCUUCGACGUAAAAGUUGUGACCGUUUUAAAAAAUGGAAUAAGCGUUUCGUAUAACGAUAUUUACGCAUUUAUUCACAUUUCUGCUUUGUCGAGCAAGUACAAAAGCAAAGUGGAAGAAAAUGAAAAAAUCCAAGAAUCGCUAGUUAACCAAAAAAUUAAAGUCAUAUGUACAGACAUGAACAAGUUAAAUUUUUCAAAUUUAAUUUAUGAGCAAAAUGAGCAGCUUAAAAAAAUGAAUAUUUACGACAUCGUUCAUGUGGAAAUUAUACACAUUUCGAAAUACGGCUUGAUGGUAAAAUGCGAAGAUAUAGUUGGCCUGAUACACAUCUCGGAAAUUUCCAAAAAAAAAAUUGACGACUUGAAUGAAUUUUUCAAAAUAGGGGACCAAUUAAAAGGCGUUUUAAUAAACAUCGACUAUGACAACAAAAGAUUUUCCCUGUCGACCAAAAUUUUGGAAACGGAGGGCCGAAAUUUUAUUGACAACAGGGCCCAGAUAUAUGACAAUCUGGAAUACAUUUUGGACGACAUUAGGAAAAGGAACACCUCCUUGAGGAUUAACGACUCCAACGUUAAGAACCAGCUGCUCUCCCUCAUUGAUAUUUACAAAGCGGAGGAGGGCGACUCGAAUAGUGAUUCGGAGGGUGAUUCGAAGCGUGAUUCGAAGCGCGAUGACGAAGCGGCUGGUGUGGACGCCGACCGGGGCGAAACAGUCAGAGGCGAAACAGCCAGAGGCGAAACAGCCAGAAGCCAAACAGCCAGAGGCGAAACAGCCAGAGGCGAAACCGAUGGGAGAGACACCCCUCGCAGCGAAGCGGCCCCCGAACAGGCGAAUGACCCGGGACGUGGUACAGACGAACGCACCGCAGAGAAGGGCCACCCGAACCAACCGAGCGCACCCCCUCCCACGGAUCUACUCACAGAGAGAGAUCAACCAAAACGCGCAGACAGGGAUAACAUAGAAACCGAAACGGAAAGGGAGCGCUUUAGUGACGACCCAGAUGAAGCGGAAGAGGAGAAAAAGGAACUUACCAUCGACAUAAACAACCAGUUGGUUCCCUACCUGAUGUUGAAGCAGGAUGAAAUCGCCAAGGAGGAGGAGGAAAGUGACUUGGGAAAACCCAGAGAGAUAAUUUGGAACCUGGAGGAUGAAGAAUUUCUGAACUCCAACUCCCCAACGCAGAGCACCCAAUUUUUCGAAUAUCAGUGGUCCUACUUAAAGGACAAGAAGUGGGUGAACUUCGCCUAUUACGUGAACAGAAUUAUGAAUUACUAUUUUAGCAUUAACGAUGACUUCUUUACGUACAAGGAGAAGAACGUGGUGUACGAAAUCGAUUUUGUGAAAGGUGUGAGAAUCGACUUGGCCACAGGGCUCCACAACAGGAUUAGAAAAAUCACCAAGUAGAGAAGCAGCCGCGGAAACGGUUUAACAAAAAAAAGCAAAAAAAAAGCAAACAAAAAAGAAUAUGCAAAAGUUAAGUGUUCAUUUUAAGGGGUUGCUGCAUUAUUGGGUGGGUGUGCUUCGUUUGAGACUGCCGGCCCUGUGUGAAAUUUUCCUUUUUUUUUUGGUUAAUAUUCUAUUUCUUCAUCCAAAUCGGAGUCCUCGUACUCGUUUUCGUCGUCAUAGUCUUCGUCAUCGUUGAAGUGGAUGUCCGGCUGCAAAAGGAAGUGAUUUGUUUAGGCAUUUGUCGCUGUGCCCGCUGUGGUCGCCGCUUUGGGGGGCGUACAACGUAUGCACACUUGUGGAAUUUUUCAUUUCCACGUUAUCGUUUGCCUUUUU